CUUAUAUUGAUUUAAAGUCCAUCUCAACUUGCGAACUAUUACGAGCAUCUAUACCCCGGAAGGUCAUAUCCAUACAACCAGAACAACCGACACGCCAUGGAGAAAGCAGUAAUCCGCCGCAUCAAACACCGCUACCCCCUAACAACAACCGACCUAACGGCUACCGAACUCCUUGCCCUAACACGCACUCUCCUCUUCGAGAACCCACCAGUCUACCAAAUAUCACGGCCCACACCCGCCCAGAUCCUCCCAAACGAACGCCUCAAAGAAGAAAUCAAAUUCCUCCCACCCGCGCUCCGCCGGAAUAAACUGGUGCAGAUGAUACCGAAGUAUAUCGGUCGGGAGGCGGAGCUGUGUGCUUCGCAUAGUGGGCUAAAUGCGUAUGUUGUCGGGCAUUUAUUUCACUUGGUCAAGGCGGAGGUUACGCGGCGGUUGGAGAAGAUGGAUCGUAGGGCUGAGUGUCUGGAGAUGUUCGAGAUAAAACUGCUUCGCUCGAUCCAAUCUAUUCGACGGCUUUGGGGAGAAAAAUCGCCAGAGGAUGAUGGUGAGGCGCCGAUUGGUGCGCCGGGGGAGCAUUAUAAUAAAUGUGAGGCAUGUAUGCUUGCGCGGAUAGUGGGGGAGCCGUUGUUCCUGCGGAAUCUGCGGAUUGCGAUUUUGAGUCGGACGAGGACGAGGAGGAAAUCCAGGUCACCUAGGUUGUUGAGGUUUAUCGAGGGGUGUAUUGAGUGUCAUGGGGAGGCGUUUAGGGUGUUGCAUGAGAGCGGGCAGUUGGCAAUUGAUUUUAAGGAGGCGAGGAAAGUUGCCGCGAGGAAGAGACGGGAUCGUCAUUCGUAUGAGCAGGUUGAAAGCAGACCGAAGGAAUCGAGCACGGCGUCUAUCCUUGUUCAUCUGGAUCCGAAAUUGCAGAGGGAGUGCUUUGAGCAAAGUACUUUGCGACUCGAAUCAGAAGAAGACAAGGCACCCAACACGGAGGCUGAUGAGACGGAAGAGAACGUCUCGCUAUACAAAGAAACCCCAGACGAAGAUAUGGACGAGACUCUGGUAUCAACCGAUCCUUUUCUUAGUGAUACGACUGCAGUAUCACCCAUCAGUCUGUUAUCACCCAAGAAACAUUCUUCCAACGCAAAACAGACCCUAGCUGGCACCAUCCCGUCCCGCGACAUGCUUGACUGGGACCAGGUAGUGAAUUACGAAAAAAGUCCUCUUGAUUCUUUGGCCAGAAAAAUAGAAGCCAUAGAGCUCGAAGGACCAGAUAUGAGCGAUGGCCCAGACGCGGGUAUUCUGGCCAUGGAUUAUCGAGAUUUGAUUGGGAAAGAGACAUGCUAUUCUGAAUCUGAGUACAGCCAGGAAACAUCUGAAGGUGAGGAUGCCAAAGAAUCAGGUCGUCCGGUUACGACGUGGAGUCUUUUCGUAAGCGAUGAUGAGAUAGCUCGUCGAAAGAUUUUAUGA
Molecule: messenger RNA, 1449 nt
Organism: Aspergillus ruber CBS 135680
Lineage: Eukaryota; Fungi; Ascomycota; Eurotiomycetes; Eurotiales; Aspergillaceae
Exons: 1
Coding region: 97-1449 (450 amino acids)
Source: RefSeq, a predicted model, not a curated record